This is a messenger RNA of Cantharellus anzutake, 812 nucleotides long. RefSeq lists its product as uncharacterized. NCBI's taxonomy places the organism in Eukaryota, Fungi, Basidiomycota, Agaricomycetes, Cantharellales, Hydnaceae. Bases 111 to 719 code for a protein of 202 amino acids. The record is from RefSeq and is a predicted model, not a curated record. The transcript has 10 exons.
CCAACUCCUCCGCUAUUGGCUUCAAGCGCGCUCCUUGUUGUAGCAAAUGUAAGGGAAGCCUUGGGUCCCUCUGGAUCCUUCUGCUCAGCCGGCUAUGACAGAUUGCACAUAUGGUAUUAUCGUUCCACUACAAUUGGCCCCAUGGGUCGGACGCUUGGACAUACAUAUGUCUCUUACUCCCUCAUCUCACAUAUGUGGCUGUCGCAAUCCCCGUACUCAAAUACGGUCGAAGACAUCCUGAGCAGCUCUCCAGACACCGAUUAUACUGCUCACUGGACAUGGCGUUUGUUUCCCCACUUGUGGGAAUCCUGACGGGGACACUUCUGUUAGCCACAUUUAUUUUACAAGCAUGCACAACGUAUGUGUUGUGGCGGAAUUACCGAUCAACAUUGGCCAAUGGAUUCAUAAACACCCCCAUCGCCAUUCGCGCUUCUAUCUUUUCCACCUACGUUCUGAUGGCAUUUGCCCUGAACUGCUUCUCCACAGCCGACCCGACUGCGGUUGCUCCGGCCAUCACUUUGUCCACCGUCCCGCUGGCAGUAUUUUUUAUUUUUGGGACUCAGAAGGAUGUCUUGGACGAGUGGAGACGUCUCGUCCGAGGGUGCAGGUGGUCACGCACUCGUCUCCGGAGUCCAUCAGACUGCCAAAAUCAAGGGAAUGGAAGUAGUUUUCUAGAUGCUUCCUCGUGCCUCCAACAGCCGCUCUCCACACUCCCAUGAUGACACAUGUGCAAAAGCUGAUAGCGACCUCGAAUCGCAACAAAACUAAACAAAGACAGGCUUACAACUCCCCGCCCCUUCCUCUGUUCACAU